Molecule: messenger RNA, 2209 nt
Organism: Setaria italica (foxtail millet)
Lineage: Eukaryota; Viridiplantae; Streptophyta; Magnoliopsida; Poales; Poaceae
Product: polygalacturonase At1g48100
Exons: 4
Coding region: 404-1864 (486 amino acids)
Biological process (GO): carbohydrate metabolic process
Molecular function (GO): polygalacturonase activity
Source: RefSeq, a predicted model, not a curated record
CACCACCACCACCACCGCCCUCCUCCUGCUCCUCCUCCCCGUUCCCUGUUCCUGAGCACGGCGCGCGCGCCACCUAUAAAUCCGCGCGCUCGCCCUCGCCACCUUCUCCAAUCCAACAACCACUGCGGCUAACUGCCUCGCCUCGCCUCGCCUCCAGCAGUCUAGACUCUAGAUAGCUAGCUCAGCUCGUCCUAGGCAGCCAGGUAUAGUAGCUUGCUGGAUCCCCGCGACAGCGACCGCGCACGCCGUCGCACACCUCGGCCUGCCUGCGCGCGUGUAUAUAAGCGCGCCCGGUGAUCCAAGGCUCACCCAUUCCGCUCACAGCGCAGUAAUCUCAACUUCUCGAGUUAGUAGUUCGAGGAUCCAGGAUUAAGCUCAUCAGCUAGUCCUACCGGCUGCGCUAAUGGAGGUCGCCGCCAGGACCGCCAUUGCUCUUCUCCUGGCGCUCGCCGUCCUCUGCGGCGGCGCCCAGGGCCGCCACCACCGCCACACCAAGCACACCAGGCACAACUCCGCGCACGCGCACGCGCCUUCCCACUCCCAGGCUCCGGGCCCGUCGAGCGCGAGGCGGCACGCGCGGCCCGUCUCUCCCCCGGCCCCGCCUCCGUCGUCGUACCCGGCGCCCGAGCCGGCGCCGGAGCCCGCGUCGGGCGGGGCGGCGGCCGUGUACGACGUCGUGAAGGACUUCGGCGCCGUCGGGGACGGUGUGGCGGACGACACCGACGCCAUCAAGACGGCGUGGGACACCGCGUGCGCGGACGACGGGGACGGCGUCGUGCUCGCCAGGGCCGGCUACUCCUUCCUCGUGCACACCACCGUCUUCACCGGCCCGUGCCAGGGCAGCGUCACCAUCCAGCUCGACGGGACGAUGGUGGCGCCGAGCGACCCCGACAAGUGGCCCGCCAACAACAAGCGCAACUGGCUCGUGUUCUACAACGCCCACGGCACGACGCUGCGCGGCGCCGGGCUCAUCGACGGCAAGGGCCAGAACUGGUGGGAGCUCCCCUGCAAGGUCCACAAGGGCCAGGGCGGAUCAAGCGGCCACGGAACAUCCUGUGACAGCCCAGUGAUGCUGAGGUUCUUCACGAGCAACAACGUGACGGUGCAGGGCCUCAAGGUGCAGAACAGCCCGGAGUUCCACUUCCGGUUCGACAGCUGCCGCGGCGUGCACGUGAGCGGGCUGUCCAUCAGCUCCCCGCAGGGGAGCCCCAACACGGACGGCAUCCACGUCGAGAACACCCAGGACGUGCUCAUCACCGACACCGCCGUCUCCAACGGCGACGACUGCGUCUCCAUCGGCGCCGGCACCCUCAACGUGCACAUCGAGAACGUCACCUGCGGCCUGGGCCACGGCAUCAGCAUCGGGAGCCUGGGGAAGCAGGGCACCCGGGCGUGCGUCGCCAACAUCACCGUGCGCAACGCCGUGAUCCGCCACUCGGACAACGGGGUCCGGAUCAAGACGUGGCAGGGCGGGUCGGGCUCCGUGUCGUCGGUGUCGUUCGAGAACGUGCGCAUGGACGCCGUGCGCAACCCCAUCAUCAUCGACCAGUACUACUGCCUCUCCAAGAGCUGCGAGAACGCCACCACCGCCGUCUUCGUCUCCGGCGUCUCCUACGCCGGCAUCCGGGGAACCUACGACGCCCGCAGCGCGCCCAUCCACUUCGGUUGCAGCGACGCCGUGCCCUGCACCAACAUCACGCUCUCCGACGUCGAGCUGCUCCCGGCGUCGGGGCAGACGGUCGACGACCCAUUCUGCUGGAACGUCUACGGCAACGCCACCACGCCCACGGUGCCGCCGGUGGCGUGCCUCAUGGAUGGCGUGCCAGGGAACUACGCCGACCACACCAGCCUCAAAUGCUACUGAUGAUACUAUAGUGAUCGGCCGACAAUAGCUGCUACUUCUUGUUUAGCGAGGAAGGGAAAAAACGAGACAGAGAAAAGUAAUUAAGAUUAGUGCAGAUAAAAAAAGAAGGUUAAAGCGUGAUUACAUAUUAUGUAUAUAUAGAAAAAGGAUGAAAGUAUGAUACUCUUAGCAACAGGUGAUUUGUGUGAGAAUUACCGGAAUGUAUACACAGUAUGUAUAGAAUGCUUUGGUGCCAUGCAUAUUGGACACUUGCCGCACAUGCAUGGCUCUAGUGUGUGUGUUUUUUACCACGGCUAGGAUGCUGUAUGCAAAUGUUUCCGUAGCAAUAACCUCUCUUCGUGUGCA